Messenger RNA from Oppiella nova, 1719 nucleotides. The record is from the annotation of a GenBank genome assembly. Lineage: Eukaryota; Metazoa; Arthropoda; Arachnida; Sarcoptiformes; Oppiidae.
UUUAAGUUUAAAAUAAUAGAUUUAUUAAACAUCCCGUGAAUUAUGACAUUACUGUUGGGGUCAGUGUUGGGGUCAGUGUUGGGGUCAUUGUUGGCAUACGAGUGGUGUUUCAUAGGACUCAUUGUGGCGGUGAUCGCCUAUUACUACAUUUCGUGGAGGAAUGCCGUCAGCUAUUGGAAGGAUCGACACAUUUGUGGUCCGAAACCCAUACCUAUAUUCGGAAACAUAUUGGGAUUAUACCUAAAUCCUGGACCAUUAAAUGAGUUGCAGUGGUAUAAGAAAUACGGCAAAAUUUAUGGACUAUACAUGUCAUCGAAGCCCACGCUAACAGUGGCCGACCCGCAGCUCAUCCAACAAAUUCUGGUCAAAGAUUUCAAUAUAUUUCGUAACCGACCCGUAAUUCCCGGGACUGAUAUGCUGGCCAUGACAACAGCCAGGGAUGAGGACUGGAAGCGGAUCCGUGCGAUAGCCAACCCUACCUUCACGUCCGGAAAGAUAAGGAAAAUGUAUGGCAUUAUCAACCAUUGCGGCCAAGACUUCAUCGGUAGCCUCGAUAAGGAUGUGUCGAAUGGUGUGAAUGAAGUCGAGUUGAAGCGACUGAUGGGCGCCUACACUAUGGAUGUGAUCGCCAGCUGUGCCUUCGCCGCCAAAACCAAUACAUACGCCGAUCCUAACAACCCGUUCACCACUAAUGGGGCCAAUAUAACCAAUGGUCCUGGUUCCAUUUACAAAAGGUUGUUGCGAAGGACCCUGCCCACAUUGAUCGUAUCCAGUAAUAUAUACCGUAAGCUUUUAGGCCCCCGUGGGUCUAACGCCGCCUUUUUUGUCGAUUUCACGCGAAGUCUUAUAAAGAAAAGGAGAGAUAAUAAUGAAAAACACAACGAUUUUCUGCAGUUAUUAAUGGAUGCCGAGAGACCUGAAGGAGAUAUACGAGAGGCCAGUGAUGCCAAUGAAGCACAUCAUGUGAAUGAGGGUAAGGAUGAGAUGAAAGCUUAUGCCGAGGCCUUCACUGGAGUGUCGGAGAAGAAGUUGACUGAAGACGAGAUAUUAGCGCAAUGUUUCCUAUUCUUCAUCGCGGGAUAUGAGACCACGUCUACUGCUCUGUCAUUCUGUGCCUAUGAGUUGGCACUCAAUCCGGGACUUCAGGAUAGACUCUAUGAGGAGACGAAAGAGGCGUUCAAUGAAAAGGGAGAAAUGGAUUACUCAGUGCUGUCGAGACUACCAUUCAUUGACGCACUUCUGUCCGAAACUCUUCGCCAUUAUCCGCCAAUAUCUCGACUUCCGAGGACAGCCGCCCAAGACGUCAUGUUAGGCAGCACUGGAGUGAAGAUCGAGAAGGGAGUGUCCGUCGAAAUCCCGGUUUAUGCCAUACAUCACGACCCCGACCACUACCCGGAUCCAUUUACCUUCAACCCGGAUAGGUUUAUGCCGCAAAACCGGGAUCACAUCCAACCCUAUACUUACCUCCCAUUCGGUUCGGGUCCACGAAAUUGCAUUGGAAUGCGAUUCGCGUUAUUGUCAGCAAAGCUCGUGUUGGCGAAGAUCUCACAUUCGUUCCGCUUCUCCAGAGUCACCGACACUGACGUCCCCGUCAUCUACACGACAACCCUCUUAAAUAAGUUACUACCCAAACGGCUUGUGGUGGGCGUUCACAAACGAUAGACUAUUUCUUCGGUGUUUACAGAGUAAUGCUUAUAGCAUGCUACAUCUUACAUUUAU